Messenger RNA from Daphnia pulex (common water flea), 745 nucleotides. RefSeq names its product larval cuticle protein 65Ag1-like. The record is from RefSeq and is a predicted model, not a curated record. The coding region runs from base 145 to 663 and encodes 172 amino acids. The transcript is spliced from 3 exons. NCBI's taxonomy places the organism in Eukaryota, Metazoa, Arthropoda, Branchiopoda, Diplostraca, Daphniidae. Gene Ontology annotation, cellular component: chitin-based extracellular matrix. Gene Ontology annotation, molecular function: structural constituent of chitin-based larval cuticle.
AACGCGGAGAGGGCAAACAAUUUCUCCAUACAAAAUUUUAGGUCAAGAGCAGAUUGCUCCUUGUCUUUCUCAACGUAUAAAUAAGAGAGUGAUACAUACAGAAGUCAUCAGUUACAUUCAGCUAACCGACCAAUAACCAGCAUCAUGAAAUUGUUCGUCCUCGCCGCUAUCUUGGCCGUCGCCGCCGCCGCUCCUUCCAGUUACAAAACCGAAGAAGAGAAGUACGGAAAGGACUACAAAUACCCCGAGAUCACCGUCACUGGCCAAUCUGAUGAGCGCAACCUCGAUGGCAGCAGCCAGUGGAACUACGCCCAAUCCGACUACGCCACCCGUGCCGAAUCCCAGGCCCAGAAGAAAUUCACCGUCACCACCGUCGAUGAUUACGGCAAAGAAACCAAAGAGGAAGUCUACGGAAACACCAACCAAGGAUCCUCCUACUGGGUUUCCCCUGAAGGCGAGAAAUUCACUUUGACCUGGGUCGCCGAUGAUGCCGGAUUCCAGCCAAAGGGUGACCACUUGCCCGUCGCUCCCGUCCACGUCUACGAGCUCCCAGUUGCCCCAGUCCAUGAGUACGUUCUCCCCGUUGCCCCCGUCCACGAAUACGAACUCCCCGUUGCUCCAGUCCACAUUCCAUUCAACGGAAAGGGCUACAAGAUCUAUUAAGUUAUUGUUCCUUGAAGCAAGAAAAGUUAUACGAUUCGAAUUUAUAUGGCAAUGUAAAUAAAUGCCGACGCUCACCACCAAA